Molecule: messenger RNA, 3159 nt
Organism: Cyclopterus lumpus (lumpfish)
Lineage: Eukaryota; Metazoa; Chordata; Actinopteri; Perciformes; Cyclopteridae
Gene: pdcd4a
Product: programmed cell death 4a
Exons: 11
Coding region: 433-1836 (467 amino acids)
Biological process (GO): negative regulation of DNA-templated transcription
Cellular component (GO): nucleus; cytosol
Source: RefSeq, a predicted model, not a curated record
ACUUUGCUCCCGUUCGCUCUUGCAAAGUUAAAAACAGACUUUGUUUAUCUUGCGGGUUGUUUUCUGAAAUGCUCUCCGACUAGUUAACCUACUUUCCUUUCCACGCUGGGCGUUAUUUACUCACCUUAGAGUACGAAACCCUCCGUAUUUCACUCCUCAUUUCUAUAGCAGAUCCUCUCUUUGUAAUUUAAUUUAAUUUUUUUUUUUGUUGUGUUUUCUGCAAUUGAUACCGUGCUGCACGAAAACAAAAGCGUCUGGACUCGCGGUCUUCCCCCUCGAGCACGUGCCAUUUGUCAAAAAGACUAAAUCUCUUCUGCAGACGUUUUGUCUGCUGAUUUUUGUUGGGGGUGUGCAAUUUGUUGCAGCUGAAGCUCGACAGGAGAAGCUCACCGUGAGGAUUUUUUUUUUUUAAUCGAGCAUUAGGAGAGCGCCAUGGCGACCGAAGUGGAUACGUGGUCCUCCGCUCCAAAAGUCGACGGGGUGUUCUCUUUUGACGACAACCUGGCAGAGGUUAACCAUCCCUACAGCGUUGACGAUGACUUGCUGAACGAGGCGGAGGUGAACGGUAACUGGACUCCUCAAGAGAAAGCUCUCCACGAGGCUCGACUCAAGGCCAAAGCCAAGCGCCGCCUGCGCAAGUCCUCACGCAACUCCACCAGCGAGUCCUUCUCCGAGUCCGGAGAAUUGUCAGGAAGUGACCCGCACAGUCCAAAGGGCAAAGUCAACGUCAGUGACCGCAAAUCCAGGACGGGAAAAGGCAGAGGCCUGCCAAAAAAAGGUGGAGCAGGUGGUAAAGGAGUUUGGGGGGCUGCUGGGAUGGUUUAUGAAGAUGAGGAGCCUGAUCUGCGGGACCCCAACUACGAUGAGUCUGCUCAGGGGGACACAGUUUAUGCAACAGUUGUGCCUGAGGUAGAUGAGAAAGAACUUGAAAAGAUGGUCAACCCAAUUGUACAGGAGUACUUUGAACAUGGAGACACCAAAGAGGUCCAGAUGUUGCUGAAGGGGCUCAACCUGGGCUCUCAUAAGUUCGAGUUCUCCUCCCUGGCUGUGGCACUGUCCCUCGAAGGCAAAGCCAGCCACAGAGAGCUGACCUCCCGCCUGCUGUCUGAUCUGUCGGGCAAGAUGCUGUCACAAAGUGAAAUGGCCCGCGCCUUUGACAAGAUACUCAAAGAGCUGCCAGACCUGAUACUGGACACACCGGAGGCUCCGCAGAUGUUGGGCCAGUUUGUAGCCCGAGCCAUAGCAGACCACGUCCUCCCCAUGUCUUUCCUGGACUUUUACAAGGGCAAAGUGGACUGUGAGCAUGCCAGAGUGGCGUUGGACCGUGCCGAAGUGCUGCUGACCAUGAAGAGGGAGAUGGUUCGUCUGGAUAAUGUGUGGGGCGUGGGUGGAGGCCUGAGACCUGUCAAACAUCUCGUCAAAGAGAUGAACCUCCUGCUCAAGGAGUACCUGAUAUCAGGAGACGUGUCGGAGGCAGAGCACUGUCUGCGGGACCUGGAAGUCCCACACUUCCACCAUGAGCUGGUCUAUGAGGUUGUAGUGAUGGUGCUGGAGUCGAAAGGAGACACUGCCAGUCAUAUGAUGAUAAAGCUGCUGCAGUCCUUCUGGAAGACGGGACUCAUCACUGUGGAUCAGAUGAACAGGGGUUUCCAGCGUGUCUACGAUGAGCUCCCAGAAAUCAACCUUGAUGUGCCGCAUGCCCACUCUAUCAUGGAGACCUUUGUGGACCUCUGCUACCAGGAGGCUGUCAUCACCAAACAGCUGAGGGAUGCAUGUCCCGCCAGAGGACGAAAGCGUUUUGUGAGUGAGGGAGAUGGAGGAGCGAUAAAGAACUAAUCCACAAGAGGAAGAGGAAGAGGAAGAGGAGGAGCAGGAGCAGGAGCAGGAGCAGGAGCAGGAGCAGGAGCAGGAGCAGGAGCAGGAGCAGGAGCAGGAGCAGGAGCAGGAGGAGGAGCAGGAGCAGGAGGAGGAGGAGCAGGAGGAGGAGGAGGAGGAGGAGGAGGAGGAGGAUGAUGAUGAUGAUCGGGGGGGGGGGGGGUCUACAGGUUGUUACACCCAGAUUCCGCUCCAGCAUGUUUUUCUCUGAAACCAGGCAUGCUGGCAGUCUUAAGUUUCCUUGUUCCUCCCAAUAAUGUUGUCAUUACACAAACAAGCAUUGACGUUUGGUGAAAGUAGACUGAGGAGUCGCCCAGGUUUUCAGUUUCAUUCAUCUUGUUCAUCACUGUUUUUGACAUUUUUGUUGUAAGAAAAUUCUGAUUCUGAUUUUUUUUGGGGGGGGGUUGACACACCCCUCUUUCCUCAGUCUUUCUACCUGUUUCUCAAGAAUAGUUUGAGUCAGCUGCAGAAAGACAGGGUGACAUUCAGGGGGUGUGUGGGAGAUGAAUGUGGGUGUUUUGUCUCUGGCUUUGCUUCACCUGUUGCCAUGUUUCUAUUUUUUUUUUCCAUGUCAAGUGCUACAAAUGAAAAAAGCAAUUAAAAGACAGCUGAUACUGUACAGUCAGUGAGCACUUGGUAAUUUAGCUCAACAAAGAUCUAAACCUUUUUUUGUAUUUUCUGCCACAAAUUAUUUGACAUUUUUUAAAGGACUUUGUACCAUCUGGUUUAAGUGGUUCUAUCAUGUCUUUAUGAACAGGAGUUUUGGUUCUUUGGCUUUUCUUUUUUUGCAUCUUGGUUCCCUGAGAUCAAAUGUUAACUUGUAUUAAGCAAAGAAGUCAACGCAAUAGGUGGUUAUUUAAAACUUGCAUAAGGGCACAUAUACUUUGGAGGCCCUUUUCUCUAAAAAUUAUAAAAAUAAAUUGGGGUUAAUGUGUGGUUUAAGAAAAGAAAAAAAGUAAAAAGAUUGAACAUGCACUAUUUCUGAGCACUUCCUUGCAAUAAAUUCACAGCUCACAUGGUUGGAAAUGGAUUCUGUACAGGUAACCGUAUAUUAUAAAGCCAAACCAAAUGAACAGAAUUAAUCUGGGAAUUGUCUUUAAACUUGUUUACCUGUCUGAUAUAUCUGUGACAUGGCAACCUCCGCUUAUCUUGGAAGACUAUGUUAAAGCAUAUUUAUAUAUGCAUAUUCUUUUCUGCCACUGUUUGUAACAGUUUUUCAUGUUGACGAAAGUUAAAGAUGUGGCUAAGAAAUAUAUUUCAUUCAUUAAAAAGCAAAAAAAUUAA